CGGUCCGCUCAGACCGCCGCGAUGUGGCGCCGCCGCAGCUCCGCUCUGCUCCGCGCCGCUCUGAGCACCGGGCCCGGAUCGCGGCGGCUCCUCCUGCGCCAGCUCUUCGAGCCGCGUUCGUGUACUUAUACCUACAUCCUGGCGGACGAAGCGACGCGGGACGCUGUCAUCAUCGAUCCGGUGCUGGAAACGGUGCCCCGCGAUCGGCGGUUGCUGAAGGAGCUCGGCUUGACGCUGCGUUACGCGGGUGGGCACCGGGAAGGACCGGCCGGAAGUAGCGGGGGGGUGGGAAAAAGCGACGGACCGGAAGCGGGGAAAGGGGUCAAAAGGUUCGACCGGAAGUGGGAAUAGAGGAUGAAGGGGUCCGACCGG
Molecule: messenger RNA, 372 nt
Organism: Phasianus colchicus (ring-necked pheasant)
Lineage: Eukaryota; Metazoa; Chordata; Aves; Galliformes; Phasianidae
Source: RefSeq, a predicted model, not a curated record